GGAAAGAGGAGAAGCUGACAUGAUAUUCGCGUCCAAGGGAGACCUCACUGGGACGGGACAGGUAACGCAAACCGUUUAUCGGCGGCGGUUUACUGUCAAGGUGUACAUUGGAGUAUAGAUAAUGCUCAGACAUGGUGCCUUGUCAGACCCAUGUGUUGCUGAAGUGGCAGGAGCACUUCAAUAGCUCCUGGGCAGCUGAAGACAGCGUACAGACAGCCAGGAGGCAUGAUGCUGCUGUGCUCUACAAUAAGCUCCUUUACAACAAGGAAGUGGUGACUCUGGCCCAACCUAUUCAAGAACUUGUUGGCCCACGCCUACCAGACUUUGAGUGUGAGUCCAGUGCAUCGGCGGAGAAAGAAGAGUACCUGUCAUCCCUGCUUCAUAGCCAGCGAUGGCUGGCUCACCGCAUGCUGACGCAAACCUCCUACACCCUGGGCCUCCACCACAGGCUGGUAGUUCUACAGAGGAUCUACUACGCACUUCACAGCAAAUAUCAUGACAAAUUCCGUGUGCAGCUGCCCUCCCAGUCUACAGACAGUGGGGCUGAAUGUGGGCAAAUUGAGCCGGCGUCAGAGCCUUGCCUGCCAGGGGGAGCAUCCAAAAUCAAGUCAGGUACAGAUGUUCUCAUAGAAAUGGGUGUCAGGACGGGUUUGAGUCUGCUCUUCUCGUUACUGCAGCAGAACUGGAGGUACGCAGCCUCUGUGCAUCCGGAGUCGGUGCUUUGCAAUGAUGUUCUCGCCACAGCUUCCUCUGUGCUGACUUCGCUGCCACCACUUUCUCUGGCUAAUGAGAAUAAGAUCCCCUCAGUGGGUCUGGACUGCCUGGCACAGGUGGCUGACUUCCUAAAGAAGACGUCAGUGAGCAGUGGGAGCGGUGGUGCAGAUCCGACUGGUCGGAGGCUUGCGCUGGAGCUGCUCCUUGGUCUCGCCAUGCAGAGGGGCUCUCUGAAGUUUCUGCUGGAGUGGGUGGAAGUAGCCUUGGCUGCUUCCAUGUCCUCCUCCACCUCUACACUGUCUUCCUCCCCCUCACUGAGCUCCCAGCAGUCAGCUGGUGUGGGUUUUGAUGUAAUCCAUCAAACUCUUUUCCAGAUGAGGCAAUAUUCGGGUUUCCGUGGGGAUGCUGUCAAUACUCAGGUGCUUAAGAAAGAUGCAGAUGGACUUUGUCGGCUCUCCCAGGCAGCUCUCUGCUUGUUUGAGGAGAUCUGUAACCUAGCAUCCUACUGCCUGUGCUCCUGCAGCACGGAUGCAGCUGCUCCUGGUACAGAGAGCGACACAGUCAUGGUGUAUGUGUGGGGCAGCAACAGCAGCCAUCAGCUGGCAGAAGGAACUCUGGAAAAAAUCCUGCUGCCAAAGCUGACGCAGGGCUUCAGCGAUGCUCAGAUGAUUGAGGCAGGCCAGUACUGCACUUUCUCAGUAUCUGCGGAUGGUUCAGUGAAAGCAUGUGGAAAAGGCAGCUAUGGCCGUCUGGGCCUGGGGGACUCCAACAAUCAGUCCAUGCCUAAGAAACUUGUGCUGGAGCCACAUAGGAACAUGAAGAAAGUGUCCUCCUCCAAGGGCUCUGACGGUCACACUUUGGCUAUCACUGUAGAAGGAGAGGUUUUCAGCUGGGGUGAUGGAGAAUAUGGGAAACUGGGCCAUGGCAACAGUGCCACACAGAAAUACCCCAAAAUCAUACAAGGACCGCUGUUAGGCAAGGUUGUUGUUUGUGUGUCUGCUGGAUACAGACACAGUGCUGCUGUGACUAAUGAUGGAGAGCUUUAUACAUGGGGAGAAGGAGACUUUGGCAGACUUGGUCACAGUGACAGCCAGAGUCGCAACGUGCCUACACUAGUGAAGGAUAUCAGUGGUGUAGGGCAGGUGGCCUGUGGCAGCUCUCACACUAUCGCUGUGGCACAGGACGGACGUACUGUGUGGUCCUUUGGAGGAGGGGACAAUGGUAAACUGGGUCAUGGAGACACCAAUCGUGUGUAUCGCCCCAAGGUCGUAGAGGCCCUACAUGGAUUUAUCAUCAGGAAAGUGUGUGCUGGCAGCCAGUCAUCUCUAGCCCUUACCUCUGCAGGACAGGUAUUUGCAUGGGGCUGUGGAUCAUGUUUAGGAUGUGGCUCUUCUGAAACAACCUCUCUAAGGCCCAGAUUCAUAGAAGACCUCAGUAUCACCAAGAUCAUUGAUAUCUCAUGUGGCGAUAGCCACUGUUUGGCUCUGUCCCAUGAGAAUGAAGUGUAUGCAUGGGGGAACAACACUAUGGGCCAGUGUGGGCAAGGGCACACUUCUACACCAAUUACCAAACCCAAGAAAGUGCUUGGUCUAGAGGGUGUCUCGAUCCAGCAAAUCACUGCUGGCACCUCUCACAGUCUGGCUUGGACUGCAGUGCCAACUGACAGGCAACUGGUAGCAUGGCACAGGCCCUUUUGUGUUGACUUGGAGGAAAGUACAUUCACCUACUUACGCAACUUCCUAGAAAGUUACUGUGAUGGCAUCAGUAACGACACUCCCCCUGCUCCAUUCUUAUGUAAAAGGGACCACCAUCAUUUUCUUUUGCUGUGCAUGAAGCUGCUGUCCAUCCACUUGUCCUUGGCCCAUGCAGGGGGCACCGGUGCCAUGGUGCUGGGUGCUCAGGGCAGGCCCCUGAGAAACCUGCUCUUCAGGCUCAUAGACACCAACAUGCCAGAUUCCAUACAACAAGCAGUUUUGAACACACUGUCCAUUGGUGCGUCCCUGCUGCUGCCUCCACUCAGGGAAAGAACAGAACUGCUCCUCUCCCUCCUUCCUCAGGGCCCUCAGAGUUUGAAUGUUCUUUCCAAAGGACAGCGUCUGCAGUUAGAUAUGGUCCUCAGCAGUCUUCAAGAUCAGAGCCAUGUAGCUUCUCUACUUGGUUACAGCAAUUUUGGAGAGGUGACGGCUCUGGGACAUCCACUGACACCCGCUUUGUCCGUCCGGCCACCCUCUUCAUCUAGCUCUGUUGAGGCCUAUGAUCCUCUGCAUUUAGCAGAGGUGCUGCUGAGAACCCUGCUUCUUAGCAUCGGCUUUUACACGGAGCAACAGUUUGGGGAACUGGAGAAAAACAGUGACAAGCAGCUAUGUGGUGAUGGUCAGGGACAAACUGAUCCUCCGUCUCACUUCCACCAGUUGCUGUCUGGACUUCACAAACACCUGCUCGCUCAUUGCUACAUCCACUCAAGCCCCGAGGACGACAGCAGCGUUGCACUACUCCGCGAGCAUCUUUACCUGCUGCUUCCCUGCGCAGCUGAGACACUGAGGAGAUCAACUAAACUGCUGAAGGAGUCUUCCCACGACAAACAAAUUAUCAAAAAGCUGCACAUGGUGUUGUACAAUUCAGUGGCUGGCAGCCUGCUGUGCCAGGUCAUAUACUCCUUGCUGCUGCUGCCCCUGGGUAUGGUUCAACCUCUCCUGAGCCAUUUACUGGCCUUGUUGGAGCACCUCAACAGUUUCAACAGGUUGCUUCCAGAGACGGUCUUACUUGAGGAACAAGAACUAGGAAUAGAGGCUCAGAAAGCCUGUUCAGAUAAAAAUGAUGAAAACACAAGCGUUGGACAGCAGCAGCAGCAGGAGGAGGAGUGCAGAUGGGUUUGGCUGUUGGACCUGGAACGUUCUGUUGCGUUGGCAGUCGGCCGCUGCCUUGGUGGUAUGCUGCAAGGCCCACUGCCCUCACUCCAGGAGAAAGCGUCAGAGAUCUGGCUAUCAAAUGUCCUCCUCAGGAAUGGUCUCGAGAUGGACUUUGAACAGCUGGAAUCUAGCAUGGCAUGGCUGACUGAGGUAGUGCUGCUGGGCAGUAGUGAUGCCAGACUAGCAGAGCUGAAUCUGACGGAAGAAACCAGAACUUUGCUUGAACUGGCACUGGGAUCCUCCAGAGGACCGGCAGCUAGCCUAUGGUGGAAGAUGGAGGAGUACGCUCACACCAAAGAAUGGGAGAGCGGAGGCUCUUCAGGUGAUUGUCUGCUGCAGAUUGUCUGUCGCUGCAGUCUGGCCGCUCUCCUGAAACACACUGGACUGCAGAAUGAAGCCUGCUGGCAGGACAGAUAUGAGCCCUGCGAGGUGCUGUUUGAUGUCUAUGAAACAGUUUAUAAAAUCCGAAGCACUCUGUUGGCCCUUAAAAACUCUCCCAGGAUGUCACAGGUGCAGGCAGCAGCCAAACAGAUCUCUCAGUCCCCUCAAAGUCCUGAUGUGGACAGACAAGAGCCAAGCACCUCAGGAGAGCAGGUGGGAAAGGAUCACGAGCAGCAAUCAGGAGGUCAGUGCAGCCGGGAGGUGCAGGUGCCUCCAUCUCCUACAGCAAACCACAACCAGGAAGAGGGUGGAGACGAGGACAGAUUUGGCAACAGUCGUAUGUACCUGUCAGAGGUCCUUGAAUCAUUCAUGGCCACCCGUGAAGCCAUGCAAGUACAGCAGAAUGUGACAGUGUACGAGUCUUUCGGUACUUCCACCCUCCCCAGCAGCAUGGAGAGCCCUGUCAGCCCAGAGAGAGAGCCGGAUCCCAAACAGCAGUGGGAGAAGCACAGGGAAUCUGAGGAAAACUUGUCUUUCCCUGCUGCCUGCCAUCUGGUGGUGUCCCGAUGUCUCUUCCUCCUGCUGGGGGUCAGGCCUGCUUGGGUAGAACCCAACGAGAAGGAGAAUAGCCAGGCUGUGAACACUGAAUCAAGAAAAUCAUCAACAGAAUCCUUUACAGUGCCUAUUAAUGGACGAAAACAGUCUGAACAGCCCAAGAACUCGUCCGGAACUUCCAAGAAUAAAAUGGGCUUACCUCUGUGCUCUUUGGGGAUUAUGAAGGAUGCUUGGGAUCGCCUGCGGCAGUGUAUCAGCCCAACCACCACUAUGUCGCACUACGGCAACAACACUUUGCCCAUUCUUAACCAGGUGUUCCACUUUGUCUGUGGAAGCCUGAUUCAGUUACCAUCCUCCUCACCAACACUGCCUGGUGGACAGAGCUGCAGUCACGCAGAUCCGAGGGCCAUUACUUUUGCCAUUCUUCAACAGCAACAGCGGGCUGAGAUGCGUCUAGAGGCCUUUUGUCAGAUGUCCGCCUUCCUGUCCAAGAUGGAGGAAAAGAGCAGUGGAUCUACAGUGUCCCCUCGGUGUCCUGCGUUGUUGGAGUCUGUGCAGCUCCAGUUCCUGUCUGGAUGCUUUGCCUUGGGAACACAAAUUAUUGGCUCUCACACUGGAGCUCAAUAUGAAACUCAGCAUUACAUGUGUGGCACGCAUUCGGCUUCUUUGGAUACACAAAGAGAGCUGCAAUCUGCAGCCCACACCUUCUACCAGCAGGUGGUGCGUGUCCUCAAACAGAGAGUCCUACUUGAACGAGAACAGCCAGGUUCCUGCCAGCACCUUCUACUAGCCACAAUGUUUGCACUGAAUUUCUGUUACCAACCCGUGGAUCUAGUGCUGAUCAUCAAAUGUGGCAUCCUGGAAAUCUUGUCCAUGCUGACCAACAACAGCUGUGCACUGGUGAAUCAGGGCUGGUUUGCAGCCACAGCAUCUGGAUCCAUGUUACUGAGUGGGGCCGUGAGACUAGCUUGUGCCCGCCUGCUUCAGAUAUUGACUGUGGCAGCAAGCUCCUGUGAGGAAUCGCUGCCUGUAGAUGUAUCCCACGCUCUAAUGGAGGUGAUGUGUGAGCAGCUUCAAAACAUCCUGUACAACUUCCAUCAACAACAGAUAGCAGAGAGAGGAACAGCUGAGAGAACAGAUCUGGAGUGCAACAGCAAGAGCACAAAUCUAGUUGGUGUCGAGAACAGCAAAGUGGUUGAAUCUCAGCUUGCAGAUUUCUUGGUGUUUCUGAGGCGUGUACUGUCAUUAAGAGUAAUGAAAAGACUUUCUACUUUUGUCAAAUGGAUUGAUCCACUCAUGGCCAUAAUUUCACACAAGUGCUCUUUAGGAUCUCCACGCUUCCAGAACCUCCGCACUAAGCUUUUGGCCUUUCAUCUUUUGGAAAGACUGUUACCUGCUUGUUCUGAGCCCAUCCAGAUUGAAGAGAUUGUUAAACAACUUUUUCAGCUCUUGUCUGUUUAUAUGUGGGAGGAACCACUAGCUGAGAGGAACCACGAAGAGACAGCUGAAAAAUCCACAGGGAAUCCUGGCAGCUACGAUGAAUGUAUUCCCAUUGGAGAGUUUUCCUUUGACCCACACAAGCUAAUUUGCUGUUCUCUGGAGAGUGGGAACAUCCUCUCCCAUGGUUCAGGGGGGAAAGGCUAUGGCUUGGCAACCACGGCCAUUACAUCUGGCUGUUUCAUAUGGAAGUUCUACAUUACCAAAGAAAACAGAGGCAAUGAGGGCACAUGUAUUGGCGUUUCACGCUGGCCAAUUAGAGAUCAUAACCACCACACCACUACUGACAUGUGGCUGUAUCGUGCCUAUAGUGGCAACCUGUACCACGGAGGGGAACUGGUCCGCACACUUCCCUCCUUCACCCAGGGUGACACCAUCACCUGCAUCCUGGACAUGGAGGCUCAUACUGUAUCAUUUGCCAAGAAUGACAAGGAGCCGAAGUUGGCAUUUGAAGGUGUGGUUGCCAAUGAACUGUACCCCUGUGUCCUGUUCUACAGCAGUAAUCCUGGAGAGAAGGUGGCACUGCGUGACCUCCAGAUGAGGGGCAUGCCCAGUAAUCUACUUCCUGGAGAGCCGCUCUGCAGCCCUCAGACCACCGUGCUGCUGGAGUCCACAGUACAUCUCUUACGAAGGCUCCAUCAGUGUGACCAGUGGUCCCCACAUAUUAACCAGCAUAUUCACAGCCACCUGGAGCUCAUUGGUCCCCUACUGAGAGAGGACGACUCAGGAGGCUUCAAUCCAGGCCUCAGUCCCGCACACACUGAGAGGGAAGAGAAUGAUAGAGACAAAGACCUGGCCGGUGAUGACACAAGGGAACUGCUGCCACACCGUCGGUCUCUGUCGGAAGCCAAACUGGCCGCUCUUUGCACUGAAGUGUGGCCAGUACUGGCUGUGAUUGGUGGAGUGGACAGUGGUGUCCGUGCUGGAGGUGUGUGUCUGCACAAGCCCAGUGGGAGAAGAGCCAUUCUGCUCGGUGUCCUGAAAGAGGGAAGCUCUCUGGCCAAGCUUCAGUGGGAGGAAGCCGACCUCUCUGUCAGCUCCAUGAAUUCUUGGUCACCCAGCGACAUGCCGAUCAUCUCUCUGGAGCCCUGUGACAUAUCCUGCUGCGAUGUCACCCGCCUUGGAGGCCUCAAACCAACGGUGCUGUUAGAUCUGAUUUAUUUGAUGGGGCUGCUGGAGGAGCAGGGGUGGCUGGGGGCUUAUCCACCUCCCAGGAGGAAAUACUCUGAAGAGAACAUGAAAGACGGUGAAACACAAUGUUGUCUGGAUGAAGAACUAACAGAUGAUAUAAGAUGGUUGACAGAAGAAGAGAAGAAAAGGUUUAAGGAGCAGAAGGUUGAGACGGACCUGUUUACAUCACCGUCCUCGACCAAAGAUGCCACCAAGAUCUCUGACCCUCAGGAGUUGACCUGUCUAGCUCAGCCUCCCCAAACAUCUCAAAGCUCCAAAAUGGAUAUCUUUGCACUUGAACUGAGAGCAGUUAGAGUCUCAUACCUUCUCAUUGGAGGUUUGAAAUCCCUGACUGUCAUUUUUAGCUGUGAGAAGCUAUCAGAUUUGCUUCUCGUGCCUAAACAUGAUCCUCCCAAUCCCUCAGUGAGUCCUGUUUGCAGCCCAAACCCUGACCAGGCUAAGGCCAGCACUAAACAAUGGGAUGAAAGUGCUGAGCUGAGAUCAGUGCUGCAGUAUGUGGUGCAGAGCAUGGUGAAGUGGGCAGUCAGGCCCUGUCCCAUCAAACAGACUGUGUCUCUUGCCGACUUGGAGAGAGCUCAAGUCAUGAUAUACAAAGGAGCCCUUAACAGACUGCAGGAGGACAAAGAACGUAAAGAAUCAGGCCACCACUUGUCCUCUCAGCCCAUUUCCAAGUCCUCCAGCUCUGUGUCUUUGUACAGUGCAGGUUCAGAAGGCACUGCCAUCUUUGGCCAGUCAAACAGAGCCUCUGCCUCAUCAUCCAAUACUGACUUGGCAUCCUCUCUGCCAACAAACCUGCAGGGAGAUGCACUUGAUAAUUUCCACCCCUUUCUCCCAAUCAGUCUUCUCCAGCACAUGGUGCUAACUCGGUUCCCCACGCUUACGGGCCUGGUUAGCACUCCCCCUGUGCUACACCCUUGCUUCAGCCUGGCCAGUUCUGCUUCUUGUGAUGCCUUCACAGAACAGCAGACCAGCUUUAUGGAACCUGGUCCCUGCAGCACACAGGCCAGAAGCAGCCUGGAACGGACACAAAUGUUUGUCACCAGUCGGUUGCUAGAAAUGGGAUUCACUAUGAGACAUAUCUACUGGGCCAUGGAGGCUGCAGAUGUAGCAGGUGACUUGGACUCUCAAACCAUUGAGGUGUUGGCCAGCUGGAUGCUAGAGCACCCCCUGACCGAGGAGCAGCAGGCAGCCGAGUCACAGAGACCAGAGGGUGCUCCUGAGACCCCGUCCCCAGAUGGGCCAGAGACGGUGCAAUGUCCUGAACGCCAAACCAGUCAAACCAAUGAAAGCCUCUUGCCAGGACUCGACUGGAUAGAGAGGGAGAACUUCUUGGAUGUCCACCUCACCAGGAACAGACCUCCUCCGGCACGGCGGCGCCGCUCAGGCCCUACUCAGAGGACGUCCUUCCGAAGGGCAGAUAUUGUAUUUUCAGACUUGCCGUCACCCAAUCCCCUCCCUCAGCUGUACCAGCAGCACACAGCAGUCAGCGAUUGGCCAGAGCAGGUAGAGUUUCAUCCGUACUCUGCAGAUGAGGAAUCAGAGCUGGGCUACAUGGAUGACCCAUACCAUGAAGAAACAUAUGAGGACCUGCUCACCCCCUCAUUCUUCAGCUUGGAGAGAGACACACUCCAGAUUGUGGAGGCUGGUGAAGAACACAGUCAGAUGGUGAAAUGUGAGCUGUGCAACACCCUCACAUUACAGUUUAACAAUCACAUAAAGCGGCGACACCCGGGCUGCGGGCAGAGUGCUGCGCGUAAAGGCUAUGACAGCACUGGGGCCUAUGUGGAUGUCUGGUUCAAAGGAGAGUGUGGUUCCAACUUCCCCUUCUACCUUCUGUGCAGCUCCUGUAGGGAAAAGUAUUUGGCUGCAAACAUGAGCGAUCCAAGCUCCAAAUAUGAACGGAUUAAAGGUCUGACAUCUGAUUUGAUUGGCCAAAUGGACAGCACUUCUGAUGAUGACUGGGAAAUGAGCCAUCAAGAUGAGUAUGACACAGAUAAACUGACAGGACUGGAGGAUUUUGGGCUCCUGCUGAGACCACUGGGACUGACUGAGAAGAAGCUGGUACCAGACCCAAUUGCCUUUACUGAGCCAGAUCCACUUGGAGCCCUGGUUUACAGCUCAACAUGUCCUACAAGAGCAGCUCCCAAAGGGAAUGCGCUUGUUGAGCAGAAGACCUCUCUGAGCCUCGGACAGCAGGCGGUAUCACUGAGGGACUUUCAUGAUAGACUGAAAGCCUUGAGAAGAGUCACAUCCACAGCCCAGAUUCUGCUAGCUUACAGCAUGGUGAUGAGGGCACUGUCUCAGACUGCUUCAAGUGCAUCAGUGUGCAGCCAGUCUAACGGACUGGAGUCCUUGGGUCUGGCAGAUAUCCGUAUCCUGGUGCGAUUGAUGACUUUAGCGGCAGCAGGCAGGGCUCACACCUGUGUGGACACUCGUUCAGGUGCGAAGGGGCUGGCGGCAGAGCGUAACAACUCCACCUGCCUCAGUUUUCUUACCUCGGCCAUCGGCAGUGUGGUGUCCCACAGCCCUGCUGCUUACAGACAGCUGGUGGAGAUAUGCACUCAGGACCUAAUGGCCGCAGCUACAGGGGUGAACAUCGGGGCCAUCAGUGACCCCCAGCAGAGAGGCUGUCUGAACACCACUCUCACAGUUGCAACCCAGGCAGCCCAGCCGCAGAGGGACUACAAUGACCAGUCGCCCCCAGCAUUCCUGGUCACACAGAGUCUGGUGUCCUUGCUCACCGAAAAGAGCGUUCACUGUUACAGCCCCGACAGAACUGAACACGAGGCUAGUGAUGCUUCAAACCAGGGGGUGUCUUCCUCAUCCUUGCCUCCUUCCCCUUUACCACACCUGAGUGCCAGAGUGGGCCCUCUGGAGCUGGCAAAUGCACUGGCAGCAUGUGUCCUGUCUGCCAGGCUGACCAGUAGACACCGCCAGUGGGCAGCACAACAGCUGGUGCAGGCCCUGGCCACCUCAGGAAGGGACACUCCUAAUCGGCCCCAGACAUACAGUGACCUGGCUGGUGAUUUGCGCAAAUGUCCUCUCAAGAGACUGGAAGGACAUUACAACAAGGUGGCCAGCUGUUACUGGAGCAGUGAGCAGAGUUUGCUGGCUACGUGCUCUCAGGACAAAGUGGUGCAACUAUGGAGCAUCAGCCAGAACACUGUGGAGUUACAGACCACCUUCUCCUGUAUUACCAGUAAGACAGACAGAUCAAGCAGUGAGAGGGCUGGCAGAUGUCAUCACAUGUCUCCUGUAUACUGGAGUACUGGUGGAAGUUUUCUGGCUGCCCCAGAGAACAAACACAUCAACAUCAUGAACAUCAGAGGAUCUCUCUGUCAUGUGGAGGACCAGAGUUCUCGAGUCACAGCUCUCUGCUGGGCUCAGACCUUCAGCUUGUGGGUGCUGGACCAGCCAGCAGCCUCUAAGAACAGACCUGCUGAAAGCCUGCUGGUGGGACGGCUGGAUGGCACCCUCUGCUGGCUGCAGGUCACCAUGCAGGAAGUAGACCUGCUGGUGAAGAGCACUGAACUCACCCACUGCCAAAGGAAAGAGGCCCCCCAGUGCGCUGCCUGGCACAGUGAAGACAAGCCUUUUGCAGUGGGGUAUCCCAGUGGGAAGAUCCUGUUGGCCACAACUGAGACCUACGAGAAUGAGCAGCCUGUAGUGUUGUCUCUCUUUCAGGACAAUGUGAACUCCCUAAAAUGGGACCCCACAGGACACUUGCUGCUCUGUUUGGGGAGGUCAGAGGUAGUGAAGAUAUUGGGACGCUCGGGGGGCACCUGGGUGACUCUCCACUCUCUGUUCCACACCAGCACUGUUAAUGUCGCUGAAUGGUGCCCACUGGCUGGCAGAGCACCUGAUCCCAGGCUCAUGAUGGCUGUAGGUUGUCAGAAUGGCUCUGUGCAUGUCUGGACACUGCCACAGGGGGGAACCAUCGUAUCAUUGCCCAACAUGAUAAACAGCUCCACCAGCCAGGAUAGAAACACUGAGGUCAAGCAGGACAGUGCAAAAUGUGCAUUUGUACUUCAUGGCCACAUUACAGCAGUGAAGUCCCUUUCAUUUUGCUCCAGUGGACUGGCACUGGUUUCUGGAGGGAUAGGAGGGCUGCUCAACAUCUGGUCGCUACAGGACGGUUCAGUGUUACAGACUGUUACAGGUUUGGGUUCAGUUGUCAGCACCACCUGGAUACCCAAUUUGGGCAUUGCCGCCUGCUUUGGGAGGUCAAAGGAUGUUUUGCUGAUCUGCUGCACCCCAGAUUGGAUCAGUCAGAAUCAUGUGCUCGCUUCGUGCCGAAUGGUCCUCAGAAGCCAAAACAUCUUGGGUCUAAAUCGGGCACCUUGUUUGGCUGUCUUCCUGGAGAGGCUGCCCUUGCUGUUGCAGGAGCAGUACAGCUAUGAGCGGACCCAUGUGGCGGCCGGUGACCAGCUUGUCCACAGUGCCUUCCUGCAGAGUCUGGCCUCUUUGACUGUCGGUUUGUCCUUAGAGAAACACCUGUGCUGUUUCCCACGCCCCCCACACCACAGCUGUCCUGAUGCUCACUCCUGCCCGUCAGAGUGGUGCUGGCUGGUCACUUAUGCCACCACUGUCCGCAGCGCUGAGGCUAUUUCCAGCGGUACUGCCUUCCCAGACUCCUUCAUUGUUUCAGAGUUUCAGGAGGUGCUAGACACGGAAAUCUCCAAAGCACUGGACAAUAGUAAGUGGAGCUUCAGGAUGGAUGAACAGCUGAUGGCGUGGGCCACCAGCAGACCUGAGGACUGGCAACAAGGAGGAAAAAGUCUGGUGUACUUAUGGGGCAACGGUCGUUACGGGCAGUUGGCAGGAAUGGGAACCAACCUUACGAUGCCUACACUGGCACCAUCUCUGUUACAGACACAACAGGUUGUGUGCGGUCAGAACUGUACCUUUCUGCUCCAGUCCAAUGGGACUGUACUGGCUGUAGGAGAAGGACAGUAUGGCAGACUGGGCCAGGGGAAUUCUGAUGAUCUCUAUGUCCCCACUAUUAUCUCUGCUUUUCAAGGGUAUGUAGUGACACAGCUGGUGACAUCCUGUGGGUCAGAUGGACACUCAAUGGCUCUGACUGAGACCGGAGAGGUGUUCAGUUGGGGAGAUGGAGAUUUCGGAAAACUGGGCCACGGCAACAGUGAAAGACAGAGGAGACCGAAACAGAUUGAGGCUUUACAAGGAGAAGAAGUCAUUCAGCUUGCUUGUGGUUUCCGGCACUCUGCUGUGGUUACAGCAGAUGGGAAAUUAUUCACCUUCGGCAGUGGUGAAUCUGGUCGUCUGGGCCAAAGGUCAACAUCCAACAAGAUGCUGCCUGAAAGGGUGGCUGCACUGGAGGGAUAUCAUGUUGGACAGGUGUCAUGUGGUCUGAACCACACAUUAGUGCUGUCUCUUGAUGGGAUGGUUGUGUGGGCAUUUGGAGAUGGGGAUUAUGGCAAACUGGGAACAGGUUCCUCAACAGCAAAAUACUACCCACAGAAAGUGGAGCAGCUUUGCAACAAGGGAAUUAAGAAGGUCAGUUGUGGAACUCAGUUCUCUGUGGCCUUGGCCUGUGACGGACACGUUUACACAUUUGGACAAGAGCGUCUCAUUGGCUUACCAGACUCCAUGCUGAAGAAUAGAUCCUGCCCUCAGGUGGUGCCGUCUCUGGAAGGAUUGUUUGUAGAAGACAUCGCUGUGGGCUGUGAACAUGUUCUCGCUCUGUCCUCCACUGGAGACGUCUACGCCUGGGGCUGCAACAGUGAGGGACAGCUCGGCCUUGGACACUCCAAUCCUGUGAAGGAGCCCACACUCAUAACAGCCCUCCAGGGGAAAAACAUCAGACAGAUCUCUGCUGGCCGCUGCCACAGUUCAGCGUGGACGACCCCCUCUACCUCAAUGAAAAACUCAGGUGGCUCUGGAAAUUUCCUGCUCGGCCUUCCCCAGUCGGUCCCUCCCCAGUACAACACUCUGAAAGACUGUAGUCCUGAUGUCCUCAGCAUGCGCCUCAGGGUACUCCACCACUUUUCUGAUCUCAUGUACAAAUCCUGGAGGCUGCUCAAUCUGGACACCAAGAAUCCGGUGUCCACCUCACGCUACAGUUCAGGGACGACAGCCAUCAUCCGGGGCGAGCUCAGAGGCCUUCUGUCACCCAAGGUCAACACUCUGCCUCUGGUGCGCUCAAUUGGCAGAACAAUGACCCAGGGCAAAACAUAUGGGCCACAGAUCACUGUGAAAAGGAUUUCCACAAGAGGACGCUCGAGCAAACCCAUCUUUGUGCAGAUCGCAAAGCAGGUGGUGAGCCUGAAUCCUCUUGAGCUGCGGCUGCCAUCACGAGCCUGGAAGGUCAAACUGGUUGGAGAGGGAGCAGACGAUGCCGGAGGAGUGUUUGAUGAUACCAUCACUGAGAUGUGCCAGGAGCUGCAGUCUGGUGUUGUGGAUCUUCUGAUUCAUACUCCCAACUGCUUUGCAGACGUGGGCAGUAACACUGACAGGUUCUUGCUGAAUCCAGCAGCACACUCAGAAGAACACAUGGUCCAGUUUCGCUUCUUGGGGAUCCUCAUGGCAGUGGCCAUCCGAACCAAGAAACCUCUGGACUUACAUCUGGCUCCCUGGGUGUGGAAACAGCUUUGCUCGAUGCCACUGGGAGGGCGAGACCUGGAGGAGGUGGACCUGCUCACCUACCGCACCCUUCAAGGCAUCCUUCACCUUGAAAACAGUGGAAUCACAGAGGAUAAUUUCCAUGUGAUGAUCCCACUGGAUUCAUUCAUGGCCCACAGUGCAGAUGGAAGGCUGGUACCUGUAGUUCCUGGAGGUCAAAACAUCUCCCUUACCUUUACUAACCGCACUGAAUAUGUGGACCGAGCCCUGGACUACAGACUGCAUGAAAUGGAUUCACAGGUGGCAGCAGUCAGAGAGGGCAUGUCCACCAUCAUCCCCGUGCCCCUCCUCUCCCUGCUGACAGCGCUGCAGCUGGAGCAGCUGGUCUGCGGCCUGCCAGAGGUCUCCGUGGAGAUGUUAAAGAAGCUGGUGCGUUACCGUGACAUCACCGAGAGCCACCAGCUUAUUGGCUGGUUUUGGCAGAGCUUGGAGGAGUUCACCAACGAGGAGCGGGUGCUGUUCCUACGUUUCGUCUCUGGCAGGUCUAGGCUGCCCUCCAACCCAGCUGAUAUUACGCAGAAGUUCCAGAUCAUCAAGGUGGACAGGCCCAUCAACGGACUCCCCACUGCUCAGACCUGCUUCUUCCUGCUUCGCCUGCCGCCAUACACGAGCCAGCCCAUCCUCGCUGAGCGUCUGCGUUACUCCAUUCACAACUGCCCCUCCAUCGACAUGGACAACUACAUGCUGACCCACAACACCGACCCGGCAGACAGCUCUGACACCGAGGACUGAAGCAGAGAUCUGCAGACAACAGGGUGAUGAAUGUAUCUUCUCCGAUGCCAUGCACAUUAUGCACUGAACACAGAUUUUUAUUCGCCAAACUUGUAUGGUAGCGUACUGUUUAUAUGUUGUUUGAUUUAAAAAUAAUAUGUGUAGUUUUGAUUUUCCAGCUGUGCAAGGUGUUGUAAUUAUUGCAGUGCUUACUCUGAAUCAAAACUACUACAGGGAAAAGAACAAGAUUUUUAAAAAUGUAGGUGAAUAAGCCACUAUAAAAGGAGUUAAUGUGCCUGUUUGUUUUGAAAAUAUAUAAGAAUUUAAUGAUCUAUCCCACAUACUGUAGGCAGUAUUAUUGUAAAAUAAAGAGUGUUUAAAUAAGGA
Molecule: messenger RNA, 14987 nt
Organism: Amphiprion ocellaris (clown anemonefish)
Lineage: Eukaryota; Metazoa; Chordata; Actinopteri; Pomacentridae
Product: probable E3 ubiquitin-protein ligase HERC1
Exons: 80
Coding region: 132-14621 (4829 amino acids)
Molecular function (GO): protein binding; ubiquitin-protein transferase activity
Source: RefSeq, a predicted model, not a curated record